Molecule: messenger RNA, 4315 nt
Organism: Bombina bombina (fire-bellied toad)
Lineage: Eukaryota; Metazoa; Chordata; Amphibia; Anura; Bombinatoridae
Gene: FAS
Product: Fas cell surface death receptor
Exons: 10
Coding region: 256-1215 (319 amino acids)
Biological process (GO): motor neuron apoptotic process; regulation of stress-activated MAPK cascade; extrinsic apoptotic signaling pathway in absence of ligand
Cellular component (GO): CD95 death-inducing signaling complex; membrane raft; external side of plasma membrane
Molecular function (GO): tumor necrosis factor receptor activity; protein binding
Source: RefSeq, a predicted model, not a curated record
CAUAAAAUACGACAGCACAAUAUAUUCGAAUUCUACUCACAGCUUGUAAUAGUAACUAAGCAACAGGCAGCCAAAUAUGAAAACAGCUUAUACACGUUUUCUUGUCAAGGUUCCUGGAAAAGGCGUUGGCUUAAGGCCCCUCCUCUAAGCACAGCUCCAAAAUGAAAGAUAGAUUUACUAUGAAAACUGUUCUGCUGUUUUGCUCUGUGUUUAGACAUGUGAGGACUUGUGCUUGUCGGAGCCUCGUACCCUAAAAUGAAGCUGAAACCCCUUCUUCUUUUAUUUCUGAUAACAAUAUGGAAGCGUGUAUUAUCCAGCGAAAGUGAGCACAAUCCUAUGAACGACCGCCAGUUAUCUUCACUGAAGUCAUUUAAACAACAAAGUAACUGUUCAGAAAAUGAAUAUCCUGCAGAAAAUCAUUGCUGUAAGACAUGUCCACCUGGACAGUAUAAAGUUUCAGAUUGUCCAGAAGAACAUGGAAAUCCUCAAUGUGGCCCAUGCACUAAAGGAAAGGAUUAUAUGGAUUAUCCCAAUGGUUAUUCUGAAUGUUUAAAGUGCUCACACUGUGACAGUGUAAGAGGUGAGGCAGUACUUAUAGACUGCACACCUGUUCAAGAUACAUUGUGCAAAUGUAUAGAAGGUUAUUUUUGUAACAAGACUAAAGCGUUUCCAGGUCACUGCAUAGAAUGUCUGCCAUGUGACAGAUGUGAACAUGGCAUUGUUGAAAAUUGCACGGAUAGAAAAAAUACUGUAUGCAAAGUGACAUCUUACAGAACUUUUCGGAUUAUUAUAAUACUGUCGGCAUUGCUGUUUGUGGUAGCACUAAUAUUAAGUUUGCGGUUUAUAUUCAAAGCUAACCAAAGAAAAAAUACGCAAGAUACAAAGAAACCCACAGAUGAGGAGACUCCACUAUUGGUUAUUCCGCAAGAACUUGAAGACAUUGACUUAAAAGAUGUUCUGCUACAAGAAAUCGCAAAUGAACUUACAUUGCAAACUGUGAUAUCUUGUGUGCUUAAACUGGGUGUCAGUGAUGUCAGAAUUGAUGAAAUUAAAAAUAACAACCCUGGGAAUGCUCAGGAACAGAAGCGUGCGUUGCUUAAAGACUGGUAUAGUAGUAAUGGAAGAUCUGGAGCAUUUAAAAGACUUAUGGAAACUCUUCAGAAGAUUGGAAACAAAGCUGAAGCAGAAAGAAUAAUACAACAACUUGUUAAAUGAUUUGUUUAAAUAAUUUUUGUAUUAGUAAUAUCUGUUUACAAAAAAAAAAAAAUUGGACCAUCUAAACCUGUCUGUGCUUAAAAUAGGAGCAUCCAAAUUAAUUUGCUCUGUCAACCAUGAAUACUACACACAGGGCCGUCUUUAAUAUUGACUGGACCCUGGGCAAAAAUUUUCUUGGGCCCCCCCCAUGCAUUUUUGCUCCCCACCCCAACAUCCCAAAAAACAACUAAAUCAAUUUUUUAAAAAAAUAUUAGCCCAGCAGUGGAUCAUCCACUGCUGGGCUAAUCAUUUAAAAAAAAAUUAAAUAGAUUGCAAUAUGUGAAACUGGACCUAAGCAGUACUAAUAAGUAAAUAAAUAUAUAAAUUCCUCCACUGUGGAUUAAUUUAAUAUUCUUUUGAAUGUGAAUCUGGUGUGAGGUUAGCUGGUUAAAGAGAUUUAGGGCAGCCAACAGGAGCAAAGCAAGGUAAAGACUGAGGAGGAAGCAUAGAGGUGCAGACAAAUAUAAGUUUAGUCACUCGAACAGCAGAACUACUAUGAGAAGCUGUAAAAUCUGAGACAGAGAGAAAACAAAAACUAUAAAAAUAAACCUUACAUUAAUGUGUGAACUAUCAGCAUGACAGUAUACAUCAGCCACAGCAGUACAUGCCACUUCUUUGCUAGGAACAAGUUCCCUCUCACCCUGCACUAGACAAUGCUGCAUGGGGAGGGUAGUGUGUGCACUCACUUAUUCUUCCCACUGACACCUUCCUACAAAGCACUGUUCCCCUAACAAACUUCAGUUAGUUGAUCUUAGGGCAACAGCAGAAAGAGCAGGGCUAAGGGGACCAGCAGACUGGAUGCUGUCUGUCCAAGGCUGCAUGGAUAGUGUGAGAUGAGUCACACAGCCUCAAGACUGAAGAGAGCAGUGUAUGCAGCUGCACAGAUGAUCAAAUCCUCACGUCCUUGCCGCUCCAGCUUUCUGCUGCAUGCGCCUACAGUCAGCCCUACCCAGAAAAAAUCCCCACCACUAGAGCAGUGACCUAACAGUGGUAACCCCAGUAGGACCUUUUCUGAUGCAGUGGGAAUGGCUGGAUGCCGAGUUAGGGCUUUGCAUUCAGUGCUGCACAGUGCACAUCUAAAACAGCACAUGGCAAUAGCUUGGCAUGUCACAUGACACCGGCACGGUCUGGCACAGUUUUAAAUUUUUUUUUUUAUAAACAGAGUACUUUUGACUGUGACAGUAUUAGGACUGAAUGUGUGUGUUCCCCAUGUCAAAAGGACAUGUCAUAAGGACUAUUGGGCCCCUCAACAGAAACUGGGCCCUGGGCAGCUGCCCCUUUUGCCCUGUGUUAGAGAUGGCCCUGACUACACAGUAUACUCCUACAUUGCAGAGAAAGACUGAACCCUUAUGACUAUUUAAAAAAAAAAAAAGUUUUUUAUUUAGCACUUAACCAUACAUACAGAAGCCUCAAAUAUAGAGAAAUCAAAUUGCAGCAAAUCCAUACAGAGACAUCUGCAUGCUGGUCAAGUAUUUUUUAAAUUAUAAAUACCAACAUACCAACAUGUAACACCCACCCUUGAACAUAACAAACUUCUCUCAACAGUUCAAGUCUAAUAGCAAUAUCUCAGCUCAUGUGUCAAGCAUGACAAGUUAAGGCAAUACAUAGGUUGCAACCAUAAUAAAGACUGCAGAAUAAAAAGGAAAAUGUGGAGCCAAAAAUCCUUAUCACAAAACCAUACCCAGAUCAAGAAACCUGCCCUUAAUCCAAUAUACAUCUCCUUUGUUCUUAAAGUACAUAUUCAGACUUACAAAAUGGUGCAAUUAUUUUGGAUUUAACAUUUCUAGGGAGAUAAUGUAGGUACAUUUCCCACUCAGGGCUUCAUGAUCUAAGCCUCGCCAGAUCAAUCCUAGUUUUUCUGUCCGACUCUCGCAAGAGCUGCCCAGGUGGAAUGAUCGUAAAAAAGGGGCAGUCCCUGCGAGUGGCGAGAUAGCUCCUAUUGAAAGUAAUGGAGCUCGCUGGACAUGGACACUUCACUACUUAAAGCGAAGUUAGCAGUGAGUAGGGGGCGCACUUUAAAAAUGAAAUCCCACAGCCAAUAUAAAUCAUAUUAUGCUGAUUUCUGAGUAUAUCAUCUUACAAUUGUCUAUAUUUUCGUAUGCAUGUGUUUUUCUAUUAGGGUUAUAAGUAUUUAUAGUGUUUUGAGAAAAGCUUGACACCUUUUAGUUGUCAAGAAAAAAAUUGUGGGAUCUGCAGGAUUAGAUUUAACAAGCCGCGGAUGCUGCUGUCUCCGCCCGAAGUUUCCGGCUGGCCGGAAACUAAAGUUAAGCAGCCAUAGUUGUAAGACCACUGCUUAUUAACUUGUCCAGCACUUUUAAGAUGGCGGAUAGCAAUCAUCCCGAUCAAAUACGAUCGGGAUGAUUGACACCCCCUGUUUGAGGCCGCAAAUGUGCAGGGGGCGGCAUUGCACAAGCAUUUCACAAGAAAUGCUUGUGCAAUGUUAAAUGCCGACAGUGUAUGCUGUCGGCUUUUAGCGAUGUCAGGCGGACAUGAUUCGCUACAGCAAAUCAUGUCCGCCCGGCAUUUAAUAAAUCUACCCCAUAGUCUACUUUGCCGUACAGGUAGAUUGUCCUUCUGUAAAAAUAGACUGUGAAAAUAAAUAUAGGUUUUACACAUUUUACUCAACCAGAACCUGAUUUUACCCCAUAUAACUCUAAUCUUGGGGCAGACCCAAACAAGGUGCAGAAAAUCCAGGUCCUCUUUAGAGCAUUUGGUGCAUUUAUUCCCUGCCUCAGCAACACAUUUACUUUGUACUCUCAGUGUGAUGUACGCUCUAAAUUUUCUGUGUGUUUCUCUCAAGAAUGAAGAUAACGUAGUAUCUUUAAGAUUAAUCCUGCUGACUACAAUGUGGAGCAGUUUGCAUUGAGAAGCUUGCACGGUAUUGUGUAAAUGCAGAUGUGCACAUUAAAAAUAAUUGCUUAUAUUAUUAUUACAUAAGAGGUGCAAUGGUUCAAACUUGAAAGUCUUCAUAUUAUGUUCUGUGCUUAUAAUUUACCAAUUGUUGUAACAUACAGUUCUAUUCACCUAUAAAAUGUUAAAAUAUACUUGAAAUAUAAAGAAA